Molecule: messenger RNA, 1242 nt
Organism: Brettanomyces nanus
Lineage: Eukaryota; Fungi; Ascomycota; Pichiomycetes; Pichiales; Pichiaceae
Exons: 2
Coding region: 1-1242 (413 amino acids)
Biological process (GO): ribosomal large subunit biogenesis; rRNA methylation
Cellular component (GO): nucleolus
Molecular function (GO): rRNA (adenine) methyltransferase activity
Source: RefSeq, a predicted model, not a curated record
AUGUCUAAUGGAAUCAUUUCAAACGAUAAGAGACUACCUUUACAUCUUGUACAAAGUGGCAACGAUAACUAUUUCAAAAAAAUGCCAUUAUUUGAAAUUGAUGGAUGGAAUCUGGGAGACAACUCAGUAGUUCCAGGAGUCACGGCUGAAGACUUGAAGAGAAAACAUAAGAAGGAGAAGAAGAAACAGAGAAAGGAAAAAUGGGAGGAAAGAGAGCAGGAGAAAAAGAAAAGAGAGCUGGAAACGGAUAGUACAGAACCAGAAGACCACAAAAGACCGAAAAAAUCGGAAGUGCGUGCUGAUAAUAACCAUGAUACCCCAUCUUCAGUGGCACCACCUCCUGCACCGGCUAAACUAGACACUACCAAUCUUACACCUCUCCAGUGUAAGAUGCUCAAUAAGCUCUCUGGAUCUAGAUUUAGAUGGAUAAAUGAACAGCUAUAUACAGCUGACUCGGAAGACGCAGUGGAGCUGAUGGAGAAGCAGCCAGAGUUGUUUGAGGAAUAUCACAAGGGAUUUAGGUCCCAAGUAGAAGCAUGGCCAGAGAAUCCUGUUGAUCUUUACAUCAAGCACCUUGUGUUCCGUGGCUCCAAUAGAGCUAUUAAUUCACCUGGGGGACUUCCUGGUUUGGAAAUCAAUGGUAAAAAGACGGUCGUAGUGGCAGACAUGGGAUGUGGAGAGGCCAAACUGGCAGUGGAAGUGGAAAGAUAUAUGGAAUUCUACGAUAAGGAUUCAAAGAAAGCACUCAAAAUUUUUAAGAAGAAAUAUGGUGGUGACAGUGACAUCUUUGCCAAGAAUAAGAAACUAAACUUUGAAAUCCAUUCGUUCGAUUUGAAGAAGAUGAACGAUAAGAUCACUGUGGCUGACAUCAAGCAUGUUCCUUUGAAAAAUAGAUCGUGCAGUGUGGUGAUAUUCUGUUUGUCGUUGAUGGGAACCAAUUUUCUUGAUUUCAUUAAAGAAGCUAAUCGAAUUCUUAUUCCUAGAGGUGAGCUUUGGAUUGCGGAAAUACAAUCGCGGUUGACCGAUGACAAGGGUGAAGAAUUUAGUGAAGUGUUGAGUCGAUUGGGGUUCAAACAUAAGGAGACUGACACUUCCAAUAAGAUGUUUGCUAGAUUCGAGUUUUUCAAGCCAUUAAAUGAGGUGGAUCCAGACUUGGAGGAUUUGGAGGAUUUGGAAGAGAAGAGAAAGGAGAAUAAAGAAGGGAAAUGGUUACUUAAGCCAUGUAUAUAUAAAAGAAGGUGA